CCAUCCUCAACUCCUCAAAGUAGCCGUCUAUCUGCCACAGCCAAGUGAAGCUUGAAGAUCCCCUUGGUCUUCUCCAGUUGCACCGAGCUCUUUGGUGGAGAUGACAAAUGUGUAUUCCCUUGUGAAUGACUGGACACUGACUGGCCAUCCAUUAGCUCCUCCCAUCACAAGAGUCUCCCAGCUCCAUUGGCUGAUGCACAGACAGCCUUCCUGGAACAGACCAAUGGCAACCGUUCCAUACAAAUGAAGCCACACCCAUCCACUCUUAAAGAGCCCCCAUCUCUUCAAUGGAGACUCAAACCCCCUCACUGACAGCCCGAGUGCGCUCUUGCUGCUGCUGCUCUCCAUCCAUCUAUCUCUCUGCCUCCUCUCUCAUUGCUUUUCCCCUUCUUCAUUUGACUGCUUCCUGUCUUUACCUCUACCUUCUUCUUUUCCCCCCUCUGAUCUGUCCAUUCAUCAGCACUGAGCCCCCUCUCUGCUGAUGGUGCGGCACCUGUGCAGACUGGAGUUUGUCAGCUGAGGCAGGAGCUUUUUGUUUUUGUGCGCGCGUGUGUGUAUAUGUGUGUGCUGAACAGGGGAGGGAGGGGAGACAACACUCACCUGACCAACAUUUCAUCAAGAUAUGUGGAGACUUAGGAACUGACCUCCAACCUCCAGCUUUUCCCACAGCUGCUUAUCUUCUUUUUUGUUUUUAAUUGACCCACCUGGGAUGCUUAACGUGGACUGAUGGAUGUUUCUGAACUGUGCAUCCCUGACCCUCUCUGCUACCACAACCAGUUGCUAACCAGAAUGCCCUCUGAGGACCGGCACCUGUCCUCAAGCUGUGGUUCUUACGUCAAAACAGAGCCUUCCAGUCCUUCUUCCUCGCUUGUCGACACAGGCAGUCACCACAGUCCUAGCGGUAAUUCUGACGCGAGCGGCGGCUACAUUAACGCCAGCAACGGACGCUCGCACCCCCUGGACUCACCACCAAUGUUCAACCCAGGCAUGCUCGGAAGUGGUGGCGCUUGCCUACGCCGCUAUGAGGAGUGUUCAGGCGGCGUGGUGGAUGACUCACCAAUUAAGUGCGAGUAUAUGCUCAACGCCAUUCCCAAGAGGCUUUGCCUGGUCUGUGGUGACAUUGCCUCUGGGUAUCACUACGGGGUAGCUUCCUGUGAGGCCUGCAAAGCAUUUUUCAAAAGGACAAUACAAGGAAACAUCGAGUACAGCUGUCCAGCCACCAAUGAAUGUGAGAUCACCAAAAGGAGACGCAAGUCUUGCCAGGCCUGUCGCUUUAUGAAAUGUCUUAAAGUUGGCAUGUUGAAAGAAGGUGUACGUUUGGACCGGGUGAGAGGGGGUCGACAGAAGUACAAACGAAGGUUGGACGCUGAGAACAGCGCAUACCUCGGUCUCACCAUCCCUCCUCCAGCCAAAAAGCCAUUGACAAAGAUUGUUUCCCAUCUGUUGGUGGUGGAACCAGAGAAGAUCUAUGCCAUGCCUGACCCCAGCAUGCCUGAUGGAGACAUUAAGGCCCUGACCACAUUGUGCGACUUGGCUGACCGCGAGCUGGUGGUCAUAAUCGGCUGGGCGAAACACAUCCCAGGUUUUUCAACUCUGUCGCUGGCAGACCAGAUGAGUCUACUGCAGAGUGCCUGGAUGGAGAUCCUAGUGCUGAGCAUCGUGUUUCGCUCACUGCCCUGCGAGGAUGAGAUAGUGUAUGCGGAGGACUACAUCGUGGAUGAGGAGCAGGCGAGGAUCUCGGGUCUGCUGGACUUGCAUGUCGCCAUCCUUCCAUUGGUCCAGCGCUACAAGAAGCUACGCAUAGAGAAGGAAGAGUUUGUCACACUUAAAGCCAUUGCCCUCGCCAACUCUGACUCCAUGCACAUAGAGAAUAUCGAGGCAGUUCAAAAGCUUCAGGAUUCUCUCCAUGAAGCCCUGCAGGACUUGGAGGGCUCCCAGCACCCUGAGGACCCUCGACGGGCAGGUAAGCUGCUGAUGACCCUGCCUCUGCUCCGCCAAACCGCCACCAAGGCUGUGCAACACUUCUACAGCAUCAAAAUGCAAGGCAAAGUCCCCAUGCACAAACUAUUCCUUGAGAUGUUGGAGGCCAAGGCCUGACAACCGGGCUGGAUACUUGAUGCACAGAUGGCGCCAGCAAAGUCUACGUGAGACGAAGGACGGCUCUUAAAUACUAAGACGGCGUGCCAACUGACAGUGAAAAGACGAUGUUUGGACCUCAGAGUCAUUUUAUCACCUUUCAAUAGCAAGAAUAAAUGAAUAAAUAAAUAAAUAAAUAAAACAAAAUGGACACGAGGCGGUUUGUGAAUAUCAGCCGGAUUGAGGUGGGAUCAUGAUAUUGUAUAUAAAGAUGUGUACAGAAAUCGGGCAACUGUGGUCUUGUCAUAUCCAGAGAUUUGUUGGUAUAUAUCAACUGAACCUUCUGUGAAUAUUCUCUUCUUUUUAACCUCAAAAGGAAGUGUGUCAAUACAUAAAUGUCCAAAAAAAA
This is a messenger RNA of Thalassophryne amazonica, 2485 nucleotides long. Its product is annotated as steroid hormone receptor ERR2-like. The transcript is spliced from 8 exons. Gene Ontology annotation, cellular component: nucleus. Lineage: Eukaryota; Metazoa; Chordata; Actinopteri; Batrachoidiformes; Batrachoididae. Gene Ontology annotation, molecular function: steroid binding; zinc ion binding; nuclear steroid receptor activity. Bases 727 to 2097 code for a protein of 456 amino acids. The record is from RefSeq and is a predicted model, not a curated record. Gene Ontology annotation, biological process: regulation of DNA-templated transcription.